Molecule: messenger RNA, 915 nt
Organism: Brassica oleracea var. oleracea
Lineage: Eukaryota; Viridiplantae; Streptophyta; Magnoliopsida; Brassicales; Brassicaceae
Product: zinc finger protein AZF1-like
Exons: 1
Coding region: 145-813 (222 amino acids)
Molecular function (GO): DNA-binding transcription factor activity
Source: RefSeq, a predicted model, not a curated record
CCCUCUCUUAAUCACCCAAAAAUUAUAACAAAGACGUGCUCUCACAUCUCAUCUCACUCCCUCACCAGCUCACUCACUCUCUCUAUCUUCUUUUUAUAAAACAAAUCUCCCUCUCUAUCAUCAAUUAAUCAAAGGCGAUCAUAUAUGGCUCUCGACACUCUCAAUUCUCCGAACUCCACCACCACCGCUCCCUCUCCAUUCCUAACCGAGCCGGAGAAUCUUGAGCCGUGGACCAAAAGAAAACGCACAAAACGACACCGUAUAGAUGAUCAAUCCAAUCCUCCCUCCGAAGAAGAGUAUUUUGCUCUCUGCCUCCUCAUGCUUGCUCGUGGCUCCUCCGAUGAUGAUCAUCACUCUUCUCCUCCUCAUCCACCGUCUGAUCACCACCAUCGAGACUACAAGUGCUCAGUCUGUGGCAAAUCUUUCCCGUCUUACCAAGCGUUAGGUGGACACAAAACCAGUCACCGGAAACCGGUUAGUAAUAAUAAUAAUAAUAACCACGACGGUCAUAAUAACAGUGGUAACGGUUCCAUUACUAAUAACGGAAAUAUUAGUAACGGUUUGAUUGGUCAUAGUGGAAAGACUCAUAAGUGCUCCAUCUGUUUUAAGUCGUUUCCAUCUGGUCAAGCGUUGGGCGGUCACAAACGGUGUCAUUACGACGGUGGUAACGGUAAUAGCAAUAUUAACGGUAACGGUAGUAACAACCACGGGUUUGACCUGAACUUACCGGCCGAUCAAGUAUUUGAAGUUUCUUGCGAUGAUACACUUGGGAAAAGUCAGCUCUCCGGCGAAGAAACAAAGUCGCCGUUGUGAUUUUUUUAUUUUUAUUUUUACCGAUCAGCUAGCUAGUGAUCGAUCAUUAGCUGAUGAGUCUGUAAUGAAAAUGAUUGGAGUGGACUUUGGAUUAUUUUUAUC